Molecule: messenger RNA, 1128 nt
Organism: Colletotrichum graminicola M1.001
Lineage: Eukaryota; Fungi; Ascomycota; Sordariomycetes; Glomerellales; Glomerellaceae
Exons: 2
Coding region: 1-1128 (375 amino acids)
Biological process (GO): peptidyl-histidine methylation, to form tele-methylhistidine
Molecular function (GO): protein-L-histidine N-tele-methyltransferase activity
Source: RefSeq, a predicted model, not a curated record
AUGUCAUCUUCAGCAUUCUCCUUCGGCUUCGGCGGCGAUGACAUAGAGGACGACUCUGUCCCGGUCGCCGAGCCUCCCGUGCCCGUGCCCGUCCCGGAGUCCGAGACCCCGCAGUCCGCUGCUGCCAGCGCCUUCCCGGUCCCCGGUAAACCCCAGCUGCCACCUACCAGCCAUGCGUUGCAGGAGAUGCUCGCAAAACUGCCUUCCAAGGUCGCCUUCGGUACGCUAGACGUUACUCUUGACGACGGCAGCGUCAUCAAGAUUCCUCGUCGAGAACUGUGGGACGUGCGAGUGCAGCUCAUGGCCGAGGAUGAGGUCGCCAGUGGGGGUACCGAAGCCGAGGGGCUUGGCAGCCACGACGUCAAGACGGGCGUCUACGAGGGCGGCUUCAAGAGCUGGGAGAGCAGCGUCGAUCUUGUCAAGGUCCUCGCCAGCGGCCGAUAUUUGGACUUGCUGAAGCAGCGGCCUCUCCGAGUGAUCGAGCUUGGAUGCGGCACGGCACUCCCUUCUCUGGCUCUUCUGCAGUGGGCUAUGAGGGAUUCGGCCCCGAGGUCGCCGCUUCUGCUCACCCUUGCCGAUUACAACCCGACGGUUCUGCAGUUGGUCACGCUGCCUAACUUCAUCCUCGCCUGGGCUCUCGAACACAGAGACCAGAGCCCUGCUCUGCAAGAAGCAUUUGCGCUAGAGGACGAGCUCGAACUCACGCCCGAAGUGGUGCAGCAGUUCCAGGACUUCCUAACGUCUUCUCAAAUUUCUCUACACUUCCUUUCUGGUGGUUGGUCGGUCGAGUUGGUCGAUCUCUUGUACGAGACUCAGUCCAAGUUGGACAAGUCGGGCAGUUUUGAUACCCUGCUCAUAGGCGCCGAGACGAUAUACUCGCCAUUCGCGCUGGAGGCUUUCAAUGAAAUGGUUUUCGCCAUUCUAAGCAAAGAGCAGAGAGAGCGCGGCAACUGCCAGUCGCAGGCGCUGGUCGGGGCAAAGAAGCUCUACUUUGGAGUCGGCGGUUCACUCGAUGAUUUCGUCGACAAGGCCAGAGGAAAGGGCGCAACAGUGGACCAGGUCAGAGAGGAAGCCGAAGGCGUCCGGCGAGGAGUCGUCCGCUGUACACUCAGUGCAUCCCGUUCAUAG